AUGACCACCGAGUACAUCUUCCUGUUUCAGUCAAAGAUUAUUGCUGCACGUGGGAGACCUGCUUUUCUAAGAGAAGUUCCCUCCCUCUACGAAAAUGUCCUUGAGCUCCAGCUACCGGACUGCAUCGUCAACGAGGCAUGCUUGCCCAAAAACGUGAUUCUCAAGAUUGAGUAUUCGAAAGACAGGGACCUCUUCGAUCCGCCAAAGACCGCCCUCUUCGACAACGAGACCCUCAUCUACGACCGGCUUCAACCGCUGCAAGGGAGCGUCAUACCAAAAUACUUGGGCUUGGCGAGCAUCGCGGGCAGGAGAGCGCAUCUCUUGUCAGAUAUCGGCGGCAUGUCCAUGGUCAAAAAGGAACUCCUGCGGACUGACCCAGCGACAAACUUUGAGGAGAUGAUUUCUGUUUCGCUUCGUCUCAUACGUCAACACGAUGUUCGGCUAGAAUAUCUGGACCCGUCUAACGUCCACUUGUGCGGAGAUGCGCUUUGGAUCGUGGAUCUCGAGCAUGCUCAGUUGAUUCCGUCAGACCUCUCCCACGAGGAAGAGAAAGAGGAGGAGGAUCGUCUCCGGGAACAAGCAUCCUCCCUGGCGAUUCAAAUCUCCAAGACCUAA
This is a messenger RNA of Colletotrichum scovillei, 615 nucleotides long. RefSeq lists its product as uncharacterized. The record is from RefSeq and is a predicted model, not a curated record. The transcript has 3 exons. The coding region runs from base 1 to 615 and encodes 204 amino acids. NCBI's taxonomy places the organism in Eukaryota, Fungi, Ascomycota, Sordariomycetes, Glomerellales, Glomerellaceae.